Molecule: messenger RNA, 2941 nt
Organism: Odocoileus virginianus texanus
Lineage: Eukaryota; Metazoa; Chordata; Mammalia; Artiodactyla; Cervidae
Gene: PDP2
Product: pyruvate dehydrogenase phosphatase catalytic subunit 2
Biological process (GO): protein dephosphorylation
Cellular component (GO): mitochondrion
Molecular function (GO): [pyruvate dehydrogenase (acetyl-transferring)]-phosphatase activity; cation binding
Source: RefSeq, a predicted model, not a curated record
GGGGUAUCCGUGGUACAGCUUGCGGGCGUGAAAUUGACUGACGGACACGGCGGCCUCGGGGCUGGUGAGAGGAGGACGAGGGUCCGAGAUUUAAAGAACCCUUUUGCGGAGGGAACAUAUUCACUUAUACGGUUUCAGAAUGUCAAGUACUGUGUCCUACUGGAUUCUCAGUUCUGCAAGGAAGACCAUUGCCACAUUACAGGGGGGACAACGUUUAUAUUCAAGGUAUGCCUCAAAUAGGAUUAAAUCAGAAUGGAGACUCUUUCCUCAGGGGCCAGCCACCCUAAAAGACAACGCCGCUGCAUGUGGUAGCAUUGCUCUGCGGAAAGCCUACAGACACACAUCAACGGAGGAAGAGGACUUCCACUUGCAGCUCAGCCCCGAGCAGGUAAGUGAGGUCCUGCGAGCUGGUGAGUCGGCCCACAAGAUUCUUGACCUUGUCAGCAGAGCUCCAGAUUCAGUGUUACGGUUUGAGAGCAACCAGCUAGCUGCCAACUCCCCAGUGGAGGACCGGCGAGGUAUAGCUGCCUGCCUGCAGACCAAUGGACUGCUGUUUGGCAUCUUCGAUGGACAUGGUGGCCACGCAUGUGCUCAAGCAGUGAGCGAGAGGCUCUUCUACUAUGUGGCUGUGUCACUAAUGUCCCAGCAGACUCUGGAGCAAAUGGAGGAGGCCAUGGAAAGCAUGAAGCCCCUGCUGCCCAUCCUUCAGUGGCUCAAGCACCCAGGGGACAGUAUCUACAAGGAUGUCACGUCAGUGCACCUUGAUCACCUCCGUGUCUACUGGCAGGAGCUGCUAAACCUGCACAUGGAAAUGGGGCUGAACACUGAGGAAGCAUUAAUGUACUCCUUCCAGAGACUGGAUUCUGACAUCUCGCUAGAGAUUCAGGCCCCCCUCGAAGAUGAGAUGACCAGGAACCUUUCACUCCAGGUUGCUUUCUCAGGGGCAACGGCUUGCCUGGCCCAUGUUGAUGGGGUUCACUUGCACGUGGCAAAUGCUGGUGACUGCCGGGCCAUCCUUGGUGUCCAGGAAGACAAUGGCAUGUGGUCUUGUCUGCCCCUCACCCAGGACCACAAUGCCUGGAACCCAGCUGAGCUGUCACGGCUGAAAAGGGAGCAUCCUCAGUCCGAGGACAGGACGGUCAUCAUGGAAAACAGGCUGCUGGGUGUCCUCAUGCCCUGCAGGGCCUUUGGGGACGUCCAGCUGAAGUGGAGUAAAGAGCUGCAGCGCAGUGUCCUGGAGCGGGGCUUCGACACUGAGGCCCUCAACAUCUACCAGUUCACCCCCCCACACUACUACACCCCACCUUACCUGACAGCCAGGCCAGAGGUCACCUACCACAGGCUGAGGCCCCAGGAUAAGUUCCUCGUGCUGGCCUCUGAUGGCCUGUGGGACGUGCUGGGCAACGAGGAUGUGGUGAGGCUGGUGGUGGAGCACCUGGCUGAAGAGGGUCAGCACAAGCCAGACCUGGCCCAGAGACCCACCAACCUGGGACUCAUGCAGAGCCUGUUGCAACAGAGGAAAGCCCAGGGCCUCCACGCGGCCGACCAAAACGCGGCCACACGUCUGAUCAGAUACGCCAUAGGGAACAACGAAUACGGGGAGAUGGAGCCUGAGCGGCUGUCGGCGAUGCUGACGUUGCCAGAGGACUUGGCGAGGAUGUACAGGGAUGACAUCACAGUCACUGUGGUGUAUUUCAACUCAGAAUCGAUUGGUGCCUCUUCCAAGAGGAGUUAAGAGUCUCCCACCCUGUUGCCAAGGUUAACUUCAAUGUUCUUCUGAGACAUUUUCCCUUACUCUGAACCUGGCUCUUUAGACCCUAUGGUUGAAGGGCAGGCGGAUAGAUGCAGCUUGCUUAAUUAUAGACUAAUGUGAGGAAAAAACAGCCUUAGGUUAAAAACAAAUCUAGUGAUUUUAUGUGCCUGAGUGUUUUGAUCACCUCUUCUACGCAGAGAGAGUAGAGCACAGAGAUGAUCUACUUGUCUUGGGCUCAUGUAACCCAAGUCCUUUUAUAAAGACACUGUUAAAACUGUUAGCCUGAGCCUGGAAAGGGUACAUUUAAUUAUGAUUCUAAGAAUAUGAAGAAGUCCAGGAUCUUCUGAGCUCUUGCUGCAAAAUCUGCAGACUGAUAAUUCUCUCUGUGUAAUCAUGGACUUCUACACUAUGAAGAGAGGUUUUUGUUUUUUAUUCUGAAGUUACUAAAGACCUAGGUUUACAAAGCAUAUUACAGGACACUUUUCUAUGCAAAAUUUUAACUUGUGUGUUUUUAGUUGCGAAAACAUUUUGUAAUGCUGCAUUCUAGUUCUGAUUUAGUUUGUUAACAUUGAGUCCUAAAAAAAAAAAAAAAAAUUGAGUCCUCAAACUUGCAAAAUAGGCGUGCUGUGAGCGAGCAUGCUUGGAAUGAGUUUUCUUGGUUUUUCAGCUGCGGGUGAAGGUGGCCAGGCCUCUGGACCAGCUGAAUUUGUGUAGCUUUCAAGCCCUUCCUCUGUGUCCCACCCCUUGAACCUUUGAGCCAUGCUAGGAGGUAACUUCUGUCUGAGCCUUAACUCCUGGCCUUUCCUUCAUUAAUAAAAUUUCCUCCAGUGUUCAGUAAAUCUCUACAGAUUUACUCAUAGUACUUAGCCUUUCUGAUUAUACUUCUCAAACAUUCUUCUAAUUCCUCCAAAUGCUCCUUCCCCCUCUGCUAUGCUGAACUCGCUCACCCUGCUGACUGUGCAAUACUGUCUAGGAAGAAUGCUUUCACUUCACACGGUUUCAGGGAAGCAGGAAAUUCAAGACUGCAUGUGGUAAUCAUGACAGUUUAGGCAGGACUGGCUUAUGCAGUGGAUUCUAGACUUUAAGAUUCAGCUUGAAUCUGGAGAGGUAAAAAUGUGAAGGACCUGAGUACAGUUGCUAACCAAGGCUCCCUGGCUACAUCCCCAGGGGUAGUGGGGAGGAGGGAGG